GACCAAACACAUUUGUUUAGCAAGAAUCAACCAUCUAGGACUGGCUGGUAGGGUUAAAAUGGUAAGCCCAUUAGUUUUGCUGCAGGAUUUCUUCUAUUAAAGUCAAGACAGAGACACAGGGAGAGGGAGAGAGGGAGAGGCAGAGGCAGAGGGAGACCCUCAUAUUCGAUACGAGAAGAAGCUCAAAAGGAAGGAAGGUAUCCCUCUAGUCGUCUGAUGGAAGAGCAAACUUCUCAUAGUGGGCAGAUUAUUGAAAUCAGUGUAGAUAUCCCUACUGGAGAGGGGAGCACAGGUGGGAGUAAGUUUUGUGGGGAAGCAGCUUGUGGAUUCUCUGAUACUGAAUCCUACUCUAAGGAUGCUAAAGAGCGAUCAGCUUCGAUGCGCAAGCUUUUAAUGGCAGUGACACUGUGCGUUAUCUUCAUGAGUGUUGAAGUAGCUGGUGGCAUCAAAGCCAAUAGUCUAGCAAUAUUGACUGAUGCAGCACAUUUGCUUUCAGAUGUUGCAUCUUUUGCCAUCUCCUUGCUCUCCUUAUGGGCUGCUGGCUGGGAAGCCACCCCCCGGCAGUCCUACGGAUUUUUUAGGGUUGAGAUUCUUGGUGCUUUGGUUUCUAUCCAACUCAUAUGGUUGCUUGCAGGGAUUUUGGUAUAUGAAGCCAUUCUUAGACUUAUUCAUGACACAGGUGAGGUGAAUGGCCUUUUAAUGUUCAUUGUUGCUACAUUUGGUCUAGUGGUUAAUAUCGUCAUGGUUCUGUUAUUGGGCCAUGAUCAUGGCCAUGGACAUGGACAUGAUGACCAUGGUCAUGGUAUUAGCCACAGCCACGGAGUGACAAUUUCUGCUCAUCAUCAUCAUCAUCAUGAGGAACACCCAGAAGAUGAGCAUUGCCAUGGUCAUGAGGAUCCUGCAGACCAUCAUGGUCAUGAAGAUCAUGAAGAUCCCGCAGACCAUCAAGGUCACGAAGAUCCUGCAGACCAUCAAGGUCAUGAAGAUCCUGAAGACCAUCAUGGACAUGAAGAUCAUGCACACCAUGAUGGAAAUCCUGCUGAACCACUGCUGGAUAAACCAAAAAAUGGACAUGAACAGAAGAAGAGGAAUAUAAAUGUACAGGGAGCGUAUCUCCAUGUACUUGGGGACUCCAUCCAGAGUAUUGGGGUAAUGAUUGGAGGAGCAAUCAUAUGGUAUAAGCCCGAGUGGAAAAUAGUUGAUGUGAUUUGCACCCUAAUUUUUUCUGUUAUCGUUUUAGGGACUACUAUCAAAAUGAUCCGGAACAUACUUGAUGUCCUGAUGGAGAGCACACCAAGAGAGAUCGAUGCAACAAAGCUCGAAAGGGGGCUAGUAGAAAUGGAUGAAGUGGUGGCCAUUCAUGAGCUGCAUAUAUGGGCUAUCACGGUGGGGAAGGUCCUGUUGGCUUGUCAUGUCAAAAUCAGGCCAGAAGCAAAUGCAGACUUGGUGCUGGACAAUGUGGUAAAUUACAUCAGAAGGGAGUAUAACAUAAGUCAUGUAACCGUACAGAUAGAGCGUUAGUGGGUUCUUCACCUGGAAAAUGAUUAUAGGGGGAAGAUUUACAUGUAUCUGUGUCUCACAAUUCCAGAAGUCCCCAUUUAUUUCAUCAUAUGGCUGCAUAUGCUCUUCCUAGUAGCAGACUUUACAGUCUUCUUAUAUGUAGUUCUUCAGGUUUUGCGCACUCCAAUUGAAUUUUUAGCAGCAGAUUGGUAUC
This is a messenger RNA of Corylus avellana, 1714 nucleotides long. Its product is annotated as metal tolerance protein 1. Lineage: Eukaryota; Viridiplantae; Streptophyta; Magnoliopsida; Fagales; Betulaceae. The record is from RefSeq and is a predicted model, not a curated record. Gene Ontology annotation, molecular function: zinc ion transmembrane transporter activity. Gene Ontology annotation, cellular component: plasma membrane. Gene Ontology annotation, biological process: zinc ion transmembrane transport.